UGUUAACGGGAGUCCAGAACACGUAGAAGAAUAGAAGUUGAUGCAGUGCAACAAGUGGCUUGUUUCUCUACAUUCAGGGACGACUUUACAUCAGCCAAAACUCGUAGCGCAAGUUGCAACUUUGUAACAAGUAGUUUACUUCGCGGACGCUCUUAUAUACGUCAAACGCUGUAGCGCAGCAGUAGGAGUUGCAAACAAGUGGUUUGCUUUGCGAAGUUCGCGGUGGAAGUGCCCAUCCAUACAAGUAGUGGAACAGAAGGACAGCUCGGCGUGUUUGCGGUUACCAGCCAAAGAGUCAUAAGAACACAAUGUUGGAUGGUGCUGUUUUGUGAGCGUUUAAAGGAAAUGAGAGUUGGAGAACAGAGCGCGCAUUGAGCACGGCAGCGUUCGAGUGGCCAGUGACAUGAAACUGAAUCCACAGCAAGCUCCAUUAUAUGGUGAGUGUCUGUUGACGGUCCAGCUCUGUGAAGAAGAGUGUGUUGAGGAUGAAGAGGAUGUAGAGUUUUACUUGCUGUUCGCCGGCUCCACCCAGAGGCACGUUUCCAGCACUUUAAAAAUCAGCCAUGUCACGCUGCAAGCCGUGUGCCCAGCUCAUGAUCGCAGCGAAACCGUGCGUGUCACACUGUGCCAGGCGCGACCCGGGGGCUCAGUGGACCCUGUGGCAGAAGAACACUUCCAGUUCGUUCAGGACCUCGCCCUCGACAUGGCCCAGUUCCUGGUCAACGCAGCUGGGAAGACCGAAGGGGCACUGCUACUGGACGAGUGUCAGAUCCCCCUAAAGGAGUGCGAGAGGUUGGAUGACACUCUGGCCCUCGCCCUAAAACACCUCCCGUUGCCGUCAGGCUGGAGUGUGCUGGGCACAGACUUUCCCGUAGACACGGGCACUGAAACAAGUUUGGGAAUAGAACCUGGUCCUCAAGAAACCCUUUUGCACUUUGCGGCAAAACGUGGGUUGCGCAAGGUAGCGCUCUUUCUCCUCCAGCAGCCCGGGGGAAGAGAGGCUCUACGACUCCCCAACAAACAGGGUCGUACGCCGGCCAGGGUCGCCCAGAAGAGAGGCCACUCACAGCUCCAGAAACUUCUCACGGAGUUUGAGAACUUUUCGGAGUUAGAGACAAAGACAUUCAAGUGGCAUUACCCAGGAGGGAGAGUUCUGCGACACCACCCCAAGCUAAAUACCUACACCCUGGCGCUGGAGGACGUGCCAGGGAGUCCCCCACCUAGUCUGCAGUGUGAUGUGGAAGAGCUCCAACGUCUUAUUCAGUCACAUCAGAAGAACAAGAUUCAGGAAGAUCCUCCAAUACAAUGCAAGCCAGCACUGUUGAUUCUUAACAGAGACUCGAGUGAGAGUACAGAGCCUGCUGAGUUCAACUCGUUGGACUCUGAGCAUCUGGAAUCCAGGGUUGAACAACAGCAAUCCUGUGAAUUGGUUUUAAGCAGCUCUGUUGUAGAAGAUGAGUUGUGCCCUUGUCAGAACGGGACUGGAGACCAUGUCCAGUCACGGGAUGGUAAGGUGGAGCCUGAAAGCCUGACAGUAGGGGAUUCUGGGAAGCUGACAGAUAAGGCUAACUGUGCGCAGUGGUGGGCAAAAGUCGAUUCUGUGGCUUUCAGUGCUCCUUCCUGUGGAAACCAGCAGGAGGAAGCUGAUAGAGAGCUCUGCGUUAUCUGUGCCAAACAGGGGGCUGAUAAAGAGAACCAAGAAGAGUUAGAGGCUUCAGAGACUGAAACUGACAAUAAAGCUCAAUCUGGCAACCCGGAGGUCCAAGACAUGGGCCAUACACAGUCUCAAGGUCCCCUUCCCACGGAAACGAGUCAGCCCUCGCAAAUAGAGGAGGAGAAUGAGAGGAGUAAGGAUCUUAGUCAGAGAGGGGACUUACCAGAGGAAAGGGAAGAGGAGAGAGGCUGCAGUCAGGAAAUUGGCUCAAACUCCUCAGCACAUUCUUCCUAUGAUUCGGAGAGUAACUUUCAUCAUAACGACAGGAACGAGGACACUCUGGCUGCGGAGAGCUCCGUGGUAACGGAUGACUCUAAAGUUACUGAAAUUCAGGUGAAUUCUGAGGUUACCUUGUCUGAACAAAACAGUGCAACUGUUAAUUCUGAUAGUGGUGACGAGCCGCAUGGUCGCCUGGAGACAGAGACAGGAAAUCUCGGCGAGCACAUGAUAGGCAACACUGAGUCAGUUUCUGGUUUGGUAGCUGAUGAAAAUUCCAUAAAGCAGAACUCUGGAUUCAGUAAUUCAGAGGGUGACCUUUUGGAUUCUACAAGUAUUUGGCCAAAAAUGGCACCAGGACCUAUCCAUAAGGUUCGGCAAGGACUUUCACCUGUUCCUGAGACAUUUCCGGAGGGACCAACUGUGGAGCAUUUGUUUGAGACUACAGAGGAUUCACAACAACCUCAAGAAGUCACGUCAUCUUUAGAAACCGUAUCAGAAUGUCAGGAGAUUCUAUUGAAUGACUCAGUUUGUGACAUCAAUGAAAAAGAAGGGGAUUCCGAUGGCAGCAAUGAAGUAUUGCUUUGUCAGUAUGAAGAGUCUGUGGUAAGCAAAGCAGUAUUAGCCCCUAGUGAAACGAUGCAGAACCCUGAAAAAAUCAGUCGAGAAGUGGCUUCCAGUGAGGUAGCAGUUACAGAGGACAUUGCUGACUCAGAUUUGGAUGAGAAAUCAAAGCCCUCUGAUGAAGCGUCUUUGCCUGUUGUAUUUGAAGCCUUGAUCGUAAAUGACGUGCAACAAAAUGCUUCUACAAAACGGUCUUCUGAACUUUCUAGUGAGGUCAUUAUCAUAGGAACACCGUUAGGUAAUGAAGAGAUGCCUAAAACAGUUUUGUCAGACUCUAUGUCAAGAUUGGUUCCUGAGGAAUGUUCCGGAGAUACCCCAGAAGAACCAUCAAAUCCAGCACACAAAGUUUCUGCAUUGAAAGGGGAACAUGGAGAAAAGGAUGUAACUCACAAGGAGCCACUACAGGCAAAUGAAAUUGACUCCCCUUCACAGGAAACAAUCCGCAAUCUCCCUGAUCAGUUGGAAAUCACACACAAUGACGACGCAGAAUCGAAAGCGCAGAUCGAGCUUCCAGAAUCCUCCAAGGAGACUGCGAACACGACAUCAGAGCCUACCACAGCAUAUCUGGGCGACCGAAUUGAAGAUUUUUCUUGUGCCUCAGCUCUAACAGAAAGUGAAGAUAGUAGACCUUGCAAAACUCCAUUGACUGAUGAGAUAAUUAUCUCUGAUGGGGAAACAUGUGUUGACAAACCUACCAAUAUGAGUCAGACCACUGUCUCAGAAGAUGUGGUGGCCUCUUCCAUAGAGACCACCAGCGGUUCAGCUCUGGAGUUGAAAAACUCCUCCAUAUCUGACCCAUUCAAUGCCUUUUCCUCAAGUGUUGAGGUCACUUCCCUUAUGGAUAUUAAUAGUGGAUUACCCCAGGGUUUGGAACACACUUCCCCUGUGGAUAUAGACAAUGGUUUGAUUGAGCAACCACAACCUUCAGACAGAGCUGAGAGCCUUAAUGGAUUACAUGAAAAUACUCAUGUCUGUUCAAUGGAGAUUAAUGAAAGAGUUGAGCAGCAUACCGCAGAACCACAUGUGAAACCAAUAACAGAAGAUGGCAGUUUAGCAGGGGAUAUGGCGGACGGACAUCAAGACUCCUCAGCAGACAUCACAAAUUCCGAAGUGAUCCACAGAGAGACAGAGACUUUCUAUUCGGUUGAUGCCACUCGAGAUGCUGGACUCAAAGAGAAUAAGUCCAGUUCAAUGAGCUCAGAAUUUCCCCCUUCGACUCCCUCACCAGAGAGUGUACACAAGGAGUCAGCGAGCACCAUGCGAGGGUCCGUCAGUGAUGGCGACUCUAUCAUGAGUCAAGAUUUGGGUGAGGACAAUGUCUUCAACAAUAAGGGUGAGGACACUGUCACCAUCACAGGUGACAGCACCAGCGGCGUAUCCAUGUCCUACUCUUCCUCCACAGAUGACACCUCCAGUGUGGGGACACCCAGCGCUGUCCCUCAGGCCAGCCAAGAUGCCCUUCCGUCAGACCCCUGUGCGAUACCGCCCGCAUCCCCUGAAUCUUCACCUGUUACAGGAGAAACAGAAGAGGAAGAGAGAAAGGACCGCCUGACUGAGGUGCCGGAGCGAUCGACUAUUCUACGCUCAUCCAUCCGAUCCCUCUCUCCUUUCCGCAGGCACAGCUGGGGCCCGGGCAAAAAUUCAGUAGGGGAGACAGAGAUGAGUCAGCGCAGUUCGGUGCGAAGUGAAGUGGAGCGCAGGUCUGCGGGCCAUAGGAGAAGCAUGAGCUGGUGUCCUUCAGUUGUCCUGCACUCAGAGGGCGAUGAAAUAAAUGGAAGAAGUUACAGUCUUGAAGGACUUUCAGCGGAGAAGAAUGAAAGGAAACCCCUUAUCCAGCACGUUGAGGAGUCUAGCCAUGAACCGAGCUGUCCAUCAAAGCUAGAUAGAGAGGAGAGAGGCUCACUGGUGUCUCUGACCGAAGAGGAGCAGGAAUCAGACCUUGGUGACUGCAGUAGUUUGGACAGUCAGAAGUGUGUACAGUCUGGACGGAGAUGUGUCCAGCCCGCACACCCGAUUCUCGCCAAGUCUGUCUCCAUGUUGGCCAUCAGUCAUAAGGACCUGGAUGUGAUUGGACGGCCGCGACCCAAGCGACGAAUCUCCUUCUCCUUCAGCAUCACGCCCAUGCUCGCUAAAUCUAAAACUCUCUUUUCUAUUGGCUCUUCAUCCAGUGAUGAGGAGGAGGCAGUCAGAUUGGGCUCUUUCACUGGUACAUCAGGAUCAUUAGAAUACAGUAUAUCUGAGGAGGAUCCGGGUCCCUUGCGAAGUGACAGUGAAUUCAAAGGUGGAGGAACCAAAGUGAGCAGGACCUUCAGUUACCUCAAGAGCAAAAUGAGCAAGAAGAACAAGGAGAAGGAGAAAGAGAAGAAUAAGGAACGAGAGCGAGAUGCCAAAGACAAGGAGAGGAGAGCCUCAAAUGGGCAUCUCUUCACUGCCGUCACCACAGUACCUACAAACCCCUGCCACCAAUGCAACAAACCAAUCAACACUAAAGAUGCUUUCCUCUGCACCAACUGCAAUGCACAAGUGCACAAAGGUUGCAGAGAGAGUCUUCCUGUGUGUGCCAAAGUAAAAAUGAAGCAAAAACAGCAGCAAACUGUUACAGAUUCAGCCUUAGUGCCUGCCGUCACCCUGAGAAGUAAAACGCUCCCGGCACGGGAACGUCCGUGGUCCACCAUCUCUAUUCCUGAUGACCAGCCUGCUCCUCUCGCCCCUCCACGGAAAAGUCCCAGUGGCAUCAUGUCUUUCAACAGCAACCCGCUGUCAAAGAGCAUGUCCAUUAAUAACAUAGUAGGGCAAAUGGAAGACCCUCCUUUAAAGAGUCUGAAGUUUCUGUCCCAGUCCACUGACUCUCUUCACAAGACCAGUAAAGUCAGCGAGUCCACAGAGUCUCUUACUGAUGAGGGUACAGAGAUGAUGGACAGUCAGUUUAUGGGUGAAUUUGAAGCUGAUGCCAAAGAGCUGGAGGCAGAUUCUUGGAGCUUCACCGUAGACAAGAAAUAUCUGAAACAGCUUAAGAAGGAUGUUAUCAAGAGGCAAGAUGUCAUAUUUGAGCUCAUCCAGACAGAAAUGCACCAUGUGAGAACCCUGAAGAUCAUGGCUGAUGUUUACAGUAAAGGCCUUCAGAGGGAAGUUCAGCUGGAGGUCCACACAGUAGAGAAGAUUUUCCCCAUGCUGGAGGAUCUUCUGGAUUUGCACACACAGUUCUUCACACACUUGGUCGAGAGGAAGAAAGAAGCAGGGUCGGAGAGUCACGAAGAGGGAGGCUUCGUGAUCAGAAAGAUUGGUGAUGUGCUGGUCUCUCAGUUCUCAGGUUCCAAUGCUGAGAGAAUGAAGAAGGUCUAUGGGAAGUUCUGCAGUAGACACAAUGAAAGCGUGAACUUUUACAAGGAGCUUCACACCAAAGACAAGCGUUUUCAAGCUUUCAUCAAGAAAAAGAUGAGCAGCCCUGUUGUCCGAAGGCUAAGCAUUCCCGAGUGUAUAUUGUUAGUCACACAACGAAUCACCAAGUACCCCGUGUUACUACAGAGAAUACUGCAACACACAAAAGAGAACGAGGAGGACCACGCAGAUGUGACCCAAGGAUUGAAGCUGGUCAAGGAAGUGAUUGCCGCUGUGGACAAUAAAGUGAACGAGCAUGAGAAGAAGAAGAGGUUAAAGGAAGUGUACAGCCGGACGGACAGCAAGUCCAUCAUGAGGAUGAAGAGCGGACAGAUGUUUGCCAGAGAAGAUCUUUUACGAGGGCAGAAGCUAAUUCACGAUGGGUCUCUGCAGCUUAAGAAUUCUGCUGGGAGACUCAAGGAUGUCCAGGCUCUUCUUCUGAGGGAUGUGAUUGUUUUCCUGCAGGAGAAAGACCAGAAAUACAUCUUCGCCUCACUGGACCAGCGCUCCACCGUCAUCUCACUGCAGAAACUGAUCCUGAGGGAAGUGGCCAAUGAGGAGAAGGGUCUUUUCCUGAUCACAGCCGGCAUUGAGAAACCUGAGAUGGUGGAGGUGUAUGCCAGCUCUAAAGAGGAGAGAAACACAUGGAUGCAACUCAUUCAGCAGGCCAUGCAAUCAAUACUGUCGAUUUCCUUCAGGGAGAGAGACGAUGAUGAAGGUGUUCCCAGUGAAAAUGAAGAGGACAAGAGACUUCAGGAAAUCAAAGUCAAGGAGCUGAGAGAUCAGCUGCAUAAGAGAGAUGAGCAGAUCUUGGCUUUACUGGAGGAGAAGGUGAAGGUGUUCAGGGAUAUGUGCGACUGUGGCAUGUCAGACGAGACUGUCUCCAGCUUCCACAGCCGAAUGCUCUUCAGGGCCACGCCUGAUGACAUCACCAAAGGGGAACCAAUCAUGAAAGACGCGCUGAAGGAAGUUGAGAUGUUGCAGGUUCUGGUGAAUGGCAGUCUGGGAGGGGCCGUACAGGAUGGUGUGUGCGCGACCGGGCCCGUGUCUUUGCCGCGACGGGCGGAAACCUUUGGAGGCUUUGACAGUCACCAGAUGAACAUCUCAAAGAGUAAAGAUGGAGAUAGAGAGGAGACGGACGACUCAGCCGAGCUGCGGAGGACUGAGUCAGACAGCGUUUUAAAGAAGACAAGCAACACCAACCCCCUGCUCCUACUCAAGAGGAACAAUGAGCAGAUUCUUCAGAGUGUCGUUCAUCUGCAUGACCUGCUCAACACAUUACAGGCUGUCGUUGUCCAGCAAGACACCUUCAUUGAAGACCAACGCUAUGCAUUAAAUACCCAGCCUUCUUCACGCCAUCCCUCCAUCUCCUCUACCUCAUCCUGUUCCUCCUCCUCUUCGCGGCCCAGCUCACUGAUCGAGCAGGAGAAACAGCGAAGUCUGGAGAAGCAGCGGCAGGAGGUCGCCUGCCUGCAGAAGCAGCAGGCCGCCCACGCCGAGGAGAGGAAGCGCAGGGAGAAGGAGUGGGAAGCACGGGAGCUUGAGCUGGCCCAGAGGGAGGCGCAGCUGCAAACCCAAGAGGAGGACGUGCAGAGGAGACACAAGAUGCUGGAGGAGCAGAAACAAGACCUCCAGAGUCAGAAGGAAGAGUAUCAGAGGGACCUGGCACGUCUCCGAGACAGCCAGAAGAAGCUGGAGAGAGAACGGGAGCAACUGCAGAGAGAUGCCGAGCAUAUCAGACAAAUAGAGGCACAGAGGAAGAACCGGUCCCCCUCCACCACGUCCGAGGACUCAUCAAAGUUCCAGAGCUCUGGUUCAUUGGACCGUGACCCCUCAGAGGUUGAGCUCUCCUCCUCUCCAUCUGCCCGAGACUUCCUGUCCCGCAUGGACUCCAUACGCAAAGGGAAAAACCUCAACCCUUUCUCCUCUAACUCAAGCCAGAAGAGCCAGAACAGUGAGGCGCAGAGUCAGACCCACAGCCGUCUUCUGCAGCUGGCCAAACCCAAAGAGAAGAAGGACAAGAAGAAGAAGAAGAAGGGAAAAGGACAGCAGAGCCAGACUGCAGAAUCUCAGAGCACUGUGGUUCCAGAUGCUAACACAGAUGGCGAGAUCUUUUUCUGCUGAUACGGCCCUCCAUCAUCCGCUGUGCCUCUGUGCUGGGGCCACUGGUCUCUCGUUGUGGACUGUAAACUAGAGUCCAGAAGUAGUCCUGGUUACCCCCCUCCCCGGACAGGAAGUUUAAACUGAGCAUUUCCUGUGACCCAAUUUUCAUUGGUGGCCAGCACAGUGCCUUCCAUCACGAUUUCUUUUCUGAAGAAGACUGUGUGCAAUGGUUUUGGGGAACAAUAUGUGUCAAAUAUGACCACCAUUGGCACUUUUUCCACACACUGACUGACUUUGAAGAAAAAUUUCUAAUUGCAGUUGGUGUCACACUGGGAGAGAGCUGGCUUUAGAAGAGUAGAAAAGUCUCCUUUGGACACUCUUCAUUUCACCGAAGGACAUUUGACUAAUGAAGAUACUAAUAAUCAGUGAGUGAACUCGAAUAGCAGUUUGCAAUGCAGUGACUACGUUUCUACACCUUUCCAUGUUUUCCAUUUCAUACCUGUCAUGUUACUCUGUUUCCUUAAAUAGUUUUUUAUUUUCUUCUUUUUGUUCUUCUAUAAUGCGUCCUAACCAGAUGUCACAUGAUAAAGCGACAAGCAGUACAAGAUCAUUAGUCCAUGUAAUUCUGGGUUUUGUCGUAACCAGUCGUGACAAGUGAAGCGUGAUUUUUUUUUUUUUUUUUUUUUUUACGAUCACUUGAUUUCUAUUUCUGCUGAGUCACUCUGGGUAGCUCUGCCCACUGUGAACUGUCCCACUCUUUUUACUGUACAUUUAACAUCCAGUAUCUUCUGAUUGGCUGUGAUUGUGUUACGUCGCAUAGCAGUUUUGUGUACCCAAAUUGCUUGUCGCUGAAAACUUUGCAUUGCAUUUGUUUAGGACAUGUGUGAAACUAAACUUAAGGUGCUGGCUUAAGUGCAGUGCCAGGGUUGUUUUUAUUCCCUUUUGCAGUUCAUCAUAAAUGGUUGCAACAUACCUUUUAUGAAUUCAAGGGAUACAUUUGAAAGCAGUUUAAUGAGCAUGAGAUAAAUUUAAGUGCAAAAGAGUGUAUUGCAGUAAAGGGAUGUUGUUGUUUUUUUAUUUAUUUAUUUUGUUUAUCACGUUUCCAUCCCUAAGUGACUGAAAGAAAGUAUGUUUUGUGUAAUUGAAAAGAUAACAAAGAGAAUGAUUUGUUUCUUCUAAACCCCACACUUUCUUUUUUCUUGUAAGCCGCAAUGCAAUUUUAAUCCAUAGCACUUUAAAAGCACAUUGUCAAGUGGAAAAAAAAUGGCUAGCUUUAAGACUAGACAAUCGAUCAGCUCCACUUAACUGGUAAACAGCCUCCUCUGUAUGCGGAGGAAAACAAGAGGUUUUAUUUGACAAUCUCUUACUGUACCAUAUGAAUGUUAUUGUAAAUUUGUUCAACCAAACAUAAAGCUAGCUUUCACGUAAGCUACCAAAUGAGUGGAUGUUUUAACGGCAGUAUUUUGUUUUCCUUUUUUUUUUUUAUAGAAUCUGAAAAGUCGAAUUGAACAAGAUGAGGGAAUCAGCUUUAUUAGUUUAAGGAUUUACAAUCAUUUGUGUUAGCCGUUAGGUAUCGCAAAAUGCAGUUACCACCCAGAAACACUCGAAUUUCCACUGCAGACAUAUUUGUUUUGCUUGACAGGCCAAUGUGCUAAAGUUAUGAGUAUACAUUGAGUAUGUGUAUUAAAAUUGGAUUGUACCCUCUAACUAGAUCUUGGCCAUUAAAAAAGCCCUCGCCUGCUGGCCAGGCUCACAGUUCUGUUGAACAUAAGGAAAUAUUUUAAGAAUCCAGAUAAAAGUGUUAAUUUAAGCUUUAUGCUAUGUUUUUGAACUUCUACCUAACAUGCCUCUCAAAUUUGUUAGAGUGAUGAAUCAUUUAUUAAAAAAUACCCAUUGACUCCUCUUUGGAUUUAAUUCAUUUAUUUGAGAAAAUUGUAAGACUAUUGUUCAGCAUAUUCCACAGAGGAAAUAUAGCUGCUGAUGGUGAGGGAUUCUGCAUGCUGUUAUGAAUUAAACCUGGUGCUAAACUGAGUGAAAAAAUGCCUUGACCAUCAGAGGGCGCUGUGGCAAUGUUCAUUGGGGAAAAAUAUAAAACAAUCUUUUCUUCUGUCAUACCUGAAGAGUAACCACCACUCAAGCUUUUGACAUUUUUGACUCCACAUCAACACAGCAUUGUGUUUGUUGAUUAAUCAUUCCUUGUUCCGUUGUGGCAUUUGUUGUCACCCAGCAAUUGGGAGAAAUUAUAGUACUUGAGGCUGAUGCUCACAUUCUUUAACGUGCCUUAACAAAUGUUCCCCAGAUCCUACAGUGUUUGUUGGUUCCUUUUCACUGCCAAAUCAUCCUUUGGGGAACACUCAAGAUGAAUUCUUACUAGCACACGUGUAGCUUCAUGGAAGUGUUCUCUCUUUGAUUUGCCAUGAGAAAUGCAGUAGAGAAGAAUCUGAAUCGUCAACACGUAAAUACAAAUCAAACUUGGAGAUGUCUGCUUUGGAAAGUAAACAAUGGUUACGUAGAGGUGCAGUCAUUUCUUGUCAAAUUUUGUGUGAAAAGGGGCAAAAAUACCACAAAUAUUGUAAAUAUCUGUAAUGUAAAAAAAAAAAAAAAAAGUAUUAAUUAUGGAUUUUCUUUUUGUGAUUUGAUUAAAGCUUUUUAUAACUAGCUUUAUUUAUCAGCAUUCUCUGUUUGGAGAUAUGACAAAUGUAAAUUAAAAAUUACCUUAAUAAAUAAUUGUUGUAUGUCAA
Myxocyprinus asiaticus (Chinese sucker) is the source of this 10776-nucleotide messenger RNA. Its product is annotated as A-kinase anchor protein 13-like. Gene Ontology annotation, cellular component: actin cytoskeleton; membrane. The record is from RefSeq and is a predicted model, not a curated record. The coding region runs from base 404 to 8056 and encodes 2550 amino acids. The transcript is spliced from 39 exons. Gene Ontology annotation, molecular function: guanyl-nucleotide exchange factor activity; MAP kinase scaffold activity. Gene Ontology annotation, biological process: adrenergic receptor signaling pathway; positive regulation of canonical NF-kappaB signal transduction; regulation of Rho protein signal transduction. Lineage: Eukaryota; Metazoa; Chordata; Actinopteri; Cypriniformes; Catostomidae.